This is a messenger RNA of Acanthopagrus latus (yellowfin seabream), 2650 nucleotides long. Its product is annotated as general transcription factor II-I repeat domain-containing protein 2A-like. The transcript has 2 exons. Gene Ontology annotation, molecular function: protein dimerization activity. The coding region runs from base 826 to 2502 and encodes 558 amino acids. The record is from RefSeq and is a predicted model, not a curated record. Lineage: Eukaryota; Metazoa; Chordata; Actinopteri; Spariformes; Sparidae.
UCAUAUGAAAGUUUAAUGUUAGUGCGGCCCGCGGGUUUGAUAUGAAUGCUGUCCUGAUUUAUGCUUCUCCGUAUCCGUCGGUACGCAACGACGCAGAGCCCUCUGCGUCGUGGCGUACUCUCUCCGACCCCCUCUCCGUCAGCUUACGAGCACCUCCCCAAACAACAGAGAGCUCACGGAGACUGCAUCGCUCUGAUUGGUCCGCUAGAGUUACCUCAUUUCCGGAAUCCCGAUUUGCCGGCCGUAUUCAUUCCACAACAAUAACGUCGCCACUCGUCUCCUCUUUAGUUCUCGUCUCAGUAUUUACAAUAAAACAAUCCGUUGUUCAAUGUCGAUCAGUUCCAGUUCCAACAAAUGUCUUCUCUGUGUCUCCAUUGUUCGUUGUUUGUGGAGGAACGAGGCCGGGCCGUAAAUAAACUAGUUUAUAAUCGUAACGGAAAGAAACGCAUCGCCCUCUAUUGUUAGCGCUAGCUCCAUGCUAGCCACGAGCCGAACUUUUCGAACUUUAUUAAACUUUUAAUUUAUUUAAUUUAAUGUUAAACUAUAUUCAGCAUUGUUGGGCACCACAAACACUUCGUGUUUCCAUGGUUUCUGACCUUCAACCAAUCACGAACUGUGCCGUGCUCGACGUCAUAUGCAAGCGCAGGACCCGGGGCCGAUCUGGCGCCGGCGGAAAUAACACACUGCAGAAAUUACGUUCUCCGUGCGUCGGCUAAACACUGACACUGAAACCUCAACUCGACAGUGACACCCAGUGGAUAUAUAUAUAUUACACAGCCCGAAACAUGUCUUUUUCAAAGCCUGUAGUGAAGAGAAAGGUUGGUGAUGAGCACAGACAAUUUCAGGAAAAGUGGGAAAUGCAAUAUUUCUUUGUUGAGCACAGGGGCACCCCAACGUGUCUUAUUUGCACAGAGAAAGUUGCGGCAACAAGAUUUCUUUAAGAAAGCAACCAAAGAGAAUAACGCAGCAGUCGAAGCUAGCUACGUGGUUAGUGAGAUGAUUGCUAAAGCAGGAAAGCCAUUCACAGAAGGUGAAUUUGUCAAAAAGUGCAUAUUACAGGCUGCAAGUAUUGUCUGUCCAGAAAAGAAAGGUCAGUUUAGCAACAUCAGCCUUUCUGCCAACACCGUGGCAGAGCGCAUUUCUGACCUGUCAAGUGACAUUUAUGAUCAACUGUGUGAGAAAGCAAAAUGUUUCAGUGUAUACUCUAUCGCUCUUGAUGAGACCACCGACAUCACCGACACUGCCCAGCUCGCAAUGUAUGUCCGUGGUGUUGAUGACAGUUUUGAAGUGAUGGAGGAGUUGCUCACAGUAAUUCCAAUGCAUGGCCAGACCACCGCUCAGGAGAUAUUUCACCAGCUGUGUGAUGUCAUUGAGAAUACCGGUUUGCCAUGGAAGAGGUUUGUUGGAAUAACAACUGAUGGAGCGCCAUCAAUGACAGGGAGGAAAAAUGGACUUGUGGCACUUGUUCAAAAAAAACUGGAAGAGGAGGGUGUGGAGGAGGCCAUAGCUCUGCACUGCAUUAUCCAUCAGCAGGCCCUUUGCAGCAGAUGCCUGAAGUUUGACAAUGUGAUGUCUGUCGUUGUGAAAUGCAUCAACCAAAUCAGAUCCAGGGGCUUAAAGCACAGAAGGUUCCGUGCUUUUUUAGAGGAAAUGGAGUCAGAAUAUGGGGAUGUGCUCUACUUCACCGAGGUACGUUGGCUCAGCAGGGGAAACAUGUUGAAGAGAUUUUUUGAGUUGAGAGCAGAAGUGAAAGCCUUCAUGGAGAAGGAUGGGGUGGCUGUUCCUGCGCUAAGUGAUCCCAAAUGGCUCAUGGACUUAGCUUUUCUUGUUGAUAUCACACAUGAGCUUAAUGUGCUGAACAAGAAGUUACAAGGCCAGGGGCAACUUGUCAGUGCUGCCUAUGACAACGUGAGAGCAUUCUCCACAAAACUUGUGUUAUGGAAAGCCCAGCUCUCUCAGACAAACCUUUGCCAUUUCCCAGCAUGCAAGGCACUCGUGGAUGCAGGCACACCAUUCAGUGGUGAGAAGUAUGUUGAUGUCAUUUUGAAGCUACAGGAGGAAUUUGAUCACAGAUUUGCAGACUUCAAGACGCACAGAGCCACAUUUCAAAUUUUUGCGGACCCCUUCUCCUUUGAUGUGCAAGAUGCCCCUCCUGUGCUUCAAAUGGAGCUCAUUGACCUGCAGUGCAACUCUGAACUCAAAGCCAAGUUCAGGGAGGUGAGUGGAAAAGCAGACAAGCUUGGGCAAUUUUUGAGAGAAUUGACCCCCAGCUUCCCUGAGCUUUCCCGAAUGUUCAAGCGGACCAUGUGCCUUUUUGGGAGCACAUACUUGUGCGAAAAGCUCUUUUCCACCUUGAACUUCAAUAAGUCCAAGUACAGGACCAGACUUACUGAUGAGCAUCUUCAAGCCCUACUGAGGGUCUCAACUGCUUCCUCCCUCAAGCCAAAUGUGGCUCAGCUAUGCGAGAGGAAGCGCUGCCAGGUCUCUUGCAGCAAGAAGUAGGCAAGAGAAGCCAUGUUCAGGACAGUUCAUGUUCAAUGUUCCACAUUGUUAUUCAGAAAGUUAAAGGUUAAAGACCUGUUAAUACAGACAUUUGAAUCUGAAUAAUAAUAAUUAGAUUUCUCUAGUAAGCAACUCUAUGUUUCUUAAG